AUGUCUCGUCCGAAGGUGUAUAAGACUGAGCUGCUCACGAAGGCCUCAAUCGCCUACAACUACCUUCACACGAAUAGUACGACGCAUGAAUUCGCCUUUGGUGCUAUCGCUGAGAUCGCCGACAACGCCGCCGAUGCGGACGCGCAAGCUCUCCACAUUGAUUGGGAUCCCAACGGCAAGCUCCUUUCUUUUUUGGAUGACGGUUGUGGGAUGUCACCGAAAGAACUUAUUUCGAUCGUCAAAUUUGGCCACUCAUACAAGAAAGGCGGCAGCUUCAUUGGCCAAUACGGCAAUGGACUCAAGAGUGGUGCGAUGCGCGUGGCAAAGGAUAUGAUCAUGUUCACGAAAAAGGACUCAAUAUAUUCUUGUCUGCUGCUAUCACGCACAUUCCACGAAGAACAAGGCUUACACGAAGUAUUCAUCGCGUCACCGUCCUUCAAUAGAGAUGGCACAGCUUUCUUGGAUGCAGCCCAGGACGCUUCUGAAAGGCACGACAUUGAAAUGAAGAUGAUCUAUGAUUACUCUCCAUUCAAUGACCUCAACGCCAUCAUGCACGAAUUUGACAAGAUUGGUAAGUCCGGCACGAUGGUAGUCCUCUACGAACUGCGCCAUCUCGAUGCAAAAACCUUGGAGCUGGACUUUGUCUCUGAAAUACGAGAUAUCAAGCUGUCUGGCAACCCGGAUAGACGCGAACCUGAACACAACUCCCUUCGUGCCUAUCUUGCGGUCCUGUAUUUUGCGCCGCAGAUGCAGAUCUUCCUGCGCGGCACCAAGGUUCAACAGACGAACCUCGUCCAAUCACUCGGCGAACAGCGUAAAUACGAAUUCCGGGCGACCGACCUGAAGGAAGGGGCGAAAGCGGUGCAUAAGAAUUGCAUGGAGUUAACUAAAAAAGCGGAAAAUCGGCUUCAGGAAGCAAAAUCGGAUCUCGGCAAAAUGCAUAGGGUGAACACGGGAAAGAUGACCCGUGAGAAGAAUGUGGCAUACACUCGCCAGACCGCCAAGAUUGAAGACCUGGGAAAGGAAUGGGCGCUGGCCAAGGAGAAGGAAAAAGAAGCGAAACGAGCCAUUUCCAACCCCAUCCCGGUUGCGUUUUAUUUCGGACUCAACGUUCACAACAGAAAUAGGUACGGAAUGAUGCUUUACGUCAAUGGCCGGCUGAUCAAAAUGUACGAGAAGACGAGCAUGCAGCGCAAAAAGAAUGAUGCCAACAUGAAGGCGCUGGGCGUGAUUGGCGUCGUCAACCUGCCAUGCGCCGUCUUGACGCCAACACACAACAAGCAGAGCUUCGAGAGCCAGACGGCCUACAACAGCAUCAUGCGGGAGGCCAACAAGUACAUGGGACAAUACUGGUUGGACCUGAAGCUCGACGAGAAGCCGGGCGGUGUGGCAGAUUUUUGGGCGCGCCUCGGCUACAACUCGACGGCUUGGGAAUCUGUGUGCCAAAUGGAUGCCAAUUUCCAGAAGGCACGCCGUGAAUUGACCGGCUAUACAAUCCAGUGUGUGAACUGUCUGAAGUGGCGCCAUGUUCCGUUCAACACCGACUACUUCUUGGGAGGCGUGCCCGAAAGAUGGGCGUGCAAGGACCAUCCCGAUGAGGCUUAUCGGUCAUGUGCCGCUAAAGGAGGCCUGAAAUCUAUCAAAAUCGGCAAUGAUCUAUCGUCUGGAAAGGCCAAAAACUCCGACAGGGGUAGAAAGCUUUUGAGCCCGAAGAGAGAGGCACCCUCAUGGCACGAGCUAAUGGAAACAGCGCGCCACACAACUUCACAAAAUUCGCUCAGCGGCGCGUCAGUGAUUGCGAUCUCCUCAAACACAAGCAGUACACCCGGCGAGCCACCUGUCGCAAAGACCACCGAGUGCAUCGAAAUUGCCGACGAUGAAAAUGGCACGAGAUAUGGUCAGCUGGACGAUUAUGAUGAUCCGUAUGCUCUAUUCCACUCCACAAUCACGAUAUCGGAGGAAGACGUCGAUUCAAAGCCCGAAAAACGUGUGGGAACGCCACCUGAACCGUCCGUACGCCAGCAAAUUAGCACAACGAACAAGCGUUCACAACCCAGCGCCUCCCGUCAGUCGAUGCCCGCCAUUAAAAGGGCACGGGCCAGUGGAAGCGCGCUCUCCUCCAGUGAUGUGAAAAAUGAGCUGGCGGACGUAAAUGAACACUACAGUCAGCGUCCUAUCGACACCCCGACCCUCUCGGCGACUCGUCCCAAGCCAUCGAAGCUACGCGAGAAGGUCAGCGCUCCCGUAGCCGCCACUACGCCUCCGUCCAGCGCAGAAGCUAUCAAGACGCUACGCAAAGUUCUACGCGCCGUUUCCGAGCACAUGCCGAAGGCUUGCCCGGAUGUGGCUGGCAUGCCGACUGCCGACAUCCUCAAAAUCGACUGGGCUGACCUCAUCGAGACGAUGGUGCAAACGUCGAAAGACAAGACGGACGCUGAACUCGCCCAACUACACGCGAAAGAGCGAAAACGGGACAAGGCGCGACUCCGCAAAUUCGACCACCCGGCCCUGACGCCGAUCAAGGACGCUGCCUGUCGCGUCCUUCGAUGGGCUGCUCCAGGCGAGCCCGAGUACGCGGAGGUGACCCCGGAGACUGCAUUGCCCGCCCUGAUCAUGUUCCGAGACCGUAUCGAUGACGUAUAU
Molecule: messenger RNA, 2643 nt
Organism: Mesorhabditis spiculigera
Lineage: Eukaryota; Metazoa; Nematoda; Chromadorea; Rhabditida; Rhabditidae
Source: the annotation of a GenBank genome assembly